This is a messenger RNA of Danaus plexippus (monarch butterfly), 3113 nucleotides long. It is a transcript of the gene Cyca, whose product is annotated as cyclin-A2-like. The record is from RefSeq and is a predicted model, not a curated record. Lineage: Eukaryota; Metazoa; Arthropoda; Insecta; Lepidoptera; Nymphalidae. Gene Ontology annotation, biological process: mitotic cell cycle phase transition; regulation of cyclin-dependent protein serine/threonine kinase activity. Gene Ontology annotation, cellular component: nucleus; cyclin A2-CDK2 complex; cytoplasm. Gene Ontology annotation, molecular function: cyclin-dependent protein serine/threonine kinase regulator activity. Bases 256 to 1731 code for a protein of 491 amino acids. The transcript is spliced from 7 exons.
UAGAGAAUAGAACGGUGUAAACUGCAACAGCUGAAACUAGUCUUAAUGUCUGUUGUCCGUUGACACUGGUUAGCAUUUUGAGGGUGUUUUCGAUUCUUUAACUGCACAUUUUUUGAAACUACUCACUUCUAUUUUAAGAAAAUGUGGUCCUCGUGAAUUUUCUCUAACUUAUUUCAUCCAUUGGUGGAUUUCUCUGCAAUUAAAAGCGCAUUGUUCUGUAUAAGUUACUCGUUAAGUUUGAGGAAGGAUUGGACGAUGGCAUCAUUUAGAAUUCACGAGGAUCAAGAAAAUACUGCAUUAGGAUUGAGAAAAGAUGCAGAAAUAUUCUCUGCCGCUUCACAACGUCGUGCUCUUGGCGAUCUUAGUCAAUUCGCUUGCAACCAAAAUCGAAACAUAAAAAACACCCUGACGAAUGGACCUUGCAAAGUUCAAGAUGAGAAUAGAACAGUGCGCCAGAUUAAAAAUGAAAAAAACAUUGUACCCCCUGUGGCUCAAUUUCGCGCCUUCAGUGUCUACGAAGAUAAACCGAAAGAAGUUGAAGUUAAAAAGCGCGAGCCCUUCAAACCUUUUGUAGCCAAGGAGAUCAAAAAAGAUAAUUUCUUUUUAAAUGCUGCAGAGAACGUCAAAGCACUUUGUGCUCAAGUGGAAAAGCAAAAGCAGGCAGAAAAAGUUAAAGAGGUUGUUACCGUCCAACCUCCAAAAGAAUCAAAGAAAGAUGUCUAUGAAUCUCCAAUGUCGAUUGUUGACUCGAGCAUCCUGUCUAUGUCCAUUUCACGCAAUGAAAGUCAGAUCAUUGAUGAAGAAGAUGCGAAUACAACGAAGGCACAGACAGAUCGUGAGAUGUUUUUCCAUGUCGCUGAGUAUAGGCAGGAUAUAUAUGAUUACAUGAGAGAAAUCGAGAUAAAGAACCGUGCUAACCCUCGUUACAUGCGCAAACAGCCAGACAUAACACACAGCAUGCGUUCGAUCUUAGUAGAUUGGUUGGUUGAAGUCUGUGAUGAGUAUAACCAGCAAAGCGAGACCCUUCACCUGGCCGUGUCUUAUGUAGAUAGAUUCCUGUCUUAUAUGAGUGUGGUACGAACUAAGCUGCAACUCGUUGGCACAGCGGCUACUUAUAUAGCAGCGAAAUAUGAAGAGGUGUAUCCACCGGAAGUGUCUGAAUUUGUCUACAUAACAGAUGAUACAUACACCAAACGUGAAGUGUUAAGAAUGGAACACUUGAUACUGAAAGUUCUCUCCUUUGAUCUCUCCACACCAACAUCGCUGGCAUUCCUGUCACACUACUGCAUCUCAAAUAGUAUAUCAAAGAAAAUCUUCAAUUUGGCAUCCUACAUUUCGGAGUUAUCACUUCUGGAGGCAGAGCCCUACUUGCAAUAUCGAGCGUCUUUGAUAGCUGCAGCUUCAUUAGCCACGGCACGUCACGCGCUGAUGUGUGAUCACCCACAUCACCACAGCCUCGAUGACCCGCAUUGCGCGGAGGUCACCUGGCCGGCGAGUCUCUCUCGUACGGCGGGUUAUUCUCUAACCGAGCUCCAGCCGGCCAUGAAGGAGCUGGGACGCACACACGCCCACGCUCCCCACCAACCCUACCGGGCUAUACCAGAUAAAUACGGGAACAAUAAAUACGACAACGUUUCCUCUAUCGAAGCAAAACCACUUUUCCCCGUCUCCGAAUACACGGCCCCGGCCGCCCGGCCCUCGGACAGACCGCGAGCAGAUACACGUGCAUGAUACUAGUAUUAACCCAUGUAUGUCCACUGAAAAUGUUUUAAUACCUUUUUGAAACUACCACAGACGUCUACAGAAAUUUGAAGAUCAACACUAGAAGCAAGUGUUUGAAUUGUCAAAUAUGGAAAGUUUUCAAAUUUUUUUUUUCUUUCAUUAAAUCUUUGUCUUUAAUCGUAAGAAUAUACGUGUCAUGUUGGUCAAUGUCACGCAUAUUUGGCAACGAAGGCUAUAAAAUAAAUUUGAAUUGUAUUAAAUCUAAGAUAUUGAAAAAAAAAAGGGAAUAAGUCUAAUAGUUUUUAUAACGUCGAUUCAAAUAACGGUUAAGGUUUUAUAUAGAUUCUGCAAAAUUCGAUGUCCGGCGAUAAAAUAUUUGUUAUCUGUGUUUUAAUGAAAGAAUUCAUUACAUGUAGUACGUGUGUGUCGUAAUUUAAAACAGCCAUAAUUACGGCACAGUUAUAUAAAAGUUUACGAGAAAAAAUCUUUAAGACUGGAUACAUAUUCUAAUCAUAUCUCAAGUUAUUAUUUGGUUGCAACAAAAUUUUUGAUAUGCUUCCAUAACUGAUGUUAAAAUAGUGGUGUGUCAUUUGUGGUUAUAUACUUGAAGAUAAAUUCCGAAUCUCGUAGAAAUUUUGCAUUUACUAGUAUUCCAUUUACGAGUUUGGUUUUAAGUUUCAAGGGCAUUAAAUAAGGGUUGCAUUUUAUACAACGAUAUACUAAAUAAGAGUUAGUUUUUACUGAACUUGUAUUAAGACGUGGGACCAUUAUAUAGUUAGAUUUAAAAUUAACAAUCUCAGAUUUGAAAAAAAAAAUCCUUAGUGCCAAUCUGUAUGUAAUGCCUCGUGUGUUGCUCUAACGACCAUCAAAUGUCAGUGUCAUAAAGCUAACGGCGAUAAUUCAGUUUUGUAUUUAUUAAAAGCAUUUCUCAAGGUCAUUUAUUUUUAAAACUAACGUAUUUUUUCUGCCGCCUGUGUUCAAGUCAACUAAGAUAUCGUCUUCCGCUUUUCACACUGAUCGAAGACUGCGAACCUUUAUAUCGCUGCUGUAGAAUUAAGUAGAUUGUGAUUUUAGUAUGGACCAAUGUUCUUGGAAUUGUAAUUGAAUAUAGUUUUAAAGUAUUUUAAUUUCUUUUUUCUUAAUUGAACGACACUGCACCCAGCGUUAUUAUGUGUGUGGACUUUUCAACUUAGAUGAUAAUAUAAUACCAAUUCUUAGCACUUAUUUUCUUCGUGUUUGUUAGUAAAUUAUUAUUUUUGAUAUAUAAGGUACGUUUUUAAUGUUGAUAAGUAGUUUUUAAUGUAAUUUAAUAUAAUGAAAUACUUAUUUUACUCCCGACUUUUCUAGUGGAGGUAAGUACCUUUAUUGGUAAUAUAUAGUAUUAAAAUGAA